AUGCCACCGCAAUCCAGACCACUAAGUUGUGCACAGGAAACCAAGGCGUUGAGUGCUGAGCUGCCACGCGGCUUGAGCAGCCAAGGCCGUCUCGAGUCUCCCCGUGGCUCAAGGGAGCCAGGAAGUGCCAGUGGAGUGCUGUUGGAUAGAGGCAGCAGCUGGCGCGCAGCAGAGGUGGGCGUGCCUGCGAACCUUUGCGGUCAUGGCGGCUCUGCGUCCAGCUCUGCUGCACUAGAAUCAGGUGAAUAUAUACAAAAUUGCUCUUAUUUUGCUCUGUGGUCCCUGGAUUCUGUAGUAAGUAGGUUUUUUCCACAUGACAUCUUGCAUAUCUUAGUGCAUGAGAGGAGUUUAAGUCAAGGAAUUCCUCCUUCCCAUCCACCUCCUGAGGAGUUUUUUCUUCCAAGAUGUCUUAAUUUUGAUGCUACUUGUUUGAUGAACUCUGGAGUGGUUCACAUCAAUUGCAAUGGCUUUCAGAAAAAGAAUCUGAUGUUUUCAAGUGCAUUGGGGCAAUCUCUCAACAGUGUCAUUCCUGAUCAUUAUAAGCAAUGUUAGGCUGACAUGUCACCACAAUGUCUUGAUAGUCCAUCUUCAAAUUUAAGUCAGCAAGACCAAUUAGAAGCUUUAUGGUCUGCAGUAGACCAAACCAAUUUUCUCGUACUUAUGUCAAGAUGCAUCAAACAAUGGGCAUCAGAACACCCACAUUCGGCCACUAAGUUGUGCUUUGUUCUAGAAUGGACAUGGAAUAAAGUGAAUGUCACCAAAGAAGAAUUGGACACACUGUGUGCGCCAUUAUUUGAUGGCUCAUGCCAUAUCAUUGAUCCACAGACUAUACAGUCUAUCCAUUGUUGUUAUUUGCUUCUGUGCCACCUUAAUGCAGUUCUUAAUUGUUUGUUAGCAGAGGCCAAAAGCAUGACUGAGGAAGGCAUAUUGAGCCUGAACAAUAAACGUAUGUUGACUCAAAUAACAUGUCAGUACAUACAAGUGGUUCUGUGGUUCUGUCGUUUUGAGCUUCUACCAGAGUGCUUCCAUGAUGCUAUGCAUUUAAGAAAUUUAUGCUAUAACUACCCUGUAAUGCAGGUGUACUACACCAGUUGUCGACAGAACUGUGAGAGUUUUUCAAGGGGGGAAAUGAAUCCUGAUUACCUGAUCAUUGAUGGACUGGUUUUUCGCCUAGGAAAUAGGAUUGAGAAUUUGUGGAAAAAAGAUGAAGGAAGCAGUGGAAAAUAUCCUCCUCCAAGUCUGCAUGCACUGCUUGACAUAUACUUACUUGAUAAUAUUCCAGAAGCAAACAAACAUGCAGUUACCAUCUAUUUGCUGCUAGAUAUUCUGUCUUGUUUUCCAAAUAAAGAGGAUUCUGCCAUGGAAUCAUUUCUUAAGCUUUUUGCCAUUUCUUAUAGCCAACUGAAGCUGAUUAAAGGGUUGUGGUAUAUAGAUCAUAAAAAUUAUGAGAGGGCUUUGGAACUUCUGCUUGACCCAGCCACAGUCGAACCUUUGCCAUGGCAACAUACAAUGAUUCUUCAAGCUUUCAUAAGUCAUGGUGAGCACAGAAUCGCCCUCAGAUAUAUCCAUUCCAUGAAGCCAACGAUGUCCACAGAUGGUGAUGUUUGCCUUCACUUCACCAUUUUGACCUAUAAUAGGUGUGUGGUUGAGGCCUUAAGUUUGCUGCGGCAACAUUCUAGUAGUUUAAACAGAAAGGACUAAUUAAAGCACACUUACGACAUGUGCCAGGAAGUGGGUUUGCUGGAGGAUUUUCUAAAGAUACCGCUCAAAGGCACUGAACAGGAGGAUUUGGUAAGAACUUCGCAAACCAGUCCUAGAAUCAAAGAAUCCUCUCCUGGAGUAUCUUCUCUCCCAAUACCUGAUGCUUCUGUUGGAACCCCAAUUGCACAAGCUUCACAAAAAUGUUCUAAAGAGCUGAAUAAGGCUGAUUGUCCUGUGCAGCAGCCUUCUCAAUCUAUGAGGGUGUUUCUGCAAAGCCCCACCAAAUUUCCUUUGGACCUACCAUCUCAUUUUUUGCCAGUAAGUUCAUGUGUCAAAAGAUCUUGGGAAUCUAUUACCAAGGCUAAGGAAUUACAUUGCCUUGAAACUCCUCUUGUGGCUAAGAAAGCUAAAAUUUCGGCCACAACAGACCAUCAAGAAAAUGAAAAUCAAGAAUUGCAUGUAAGGCUACAGGAUACUGCAAGCUCUUCUACUGAACUAAUUGCUGAUGUAACAGAAAAAGGGCAAGAUGGUAAUAGUAAUAUGGUUGAGUCUGAAGGAAGUCCUCCUAAAAUGCCACGAAUUUCUGAUACUGGAAAUACCGAAGAUAUUUUGCUGUCAUCCCUGACAGCACAACAGGCAGAAGUCCCCAUGUCUGACACACCUAGGAAACGUGGUAGACCAAGAAACAUAAAUGCUGAUGAUGUAACACCCACAGCUCAUGAGGAGGAGAGAAGUCCCAAAAGGAGAAAAGAUCUUAGCAUUCAAAGGAGAUCUACAAGAAACACCUCAGCUACAAAGAAAAAUACUCAUGCUGGAGAACAAGCUUCAGAGACGUCAGUUUCAGUUCCAGAAGAGGAGCUUGAGACAGUGUUGAGCCCCAAGUAA
This is a messenger RNA of Suncus etruscus (white-toothed pygmy shrew), 2586 nucleotides long. RefSeq names its product protein ELYS-like. The record is from RefSeq and is a predicted model, not a curated record. NCBI's taxonomy places the organism in Eukaryota, Metazoa, Chordata, Mammalia, Eulipotyphla, Soricidae.